Messenger RNA from Myripristis murdjan (pinecone soldierfish), 6851 nucleotides. It is a transcript of the gene camsap2b, whose product is annotated as calmodulin regulated spectrin-associated protein family, member 2b. The transcript is spliced from 22 exons. NCBI's taxonomy places the organism in Eukaryota, Metazoa, Chordata, Actinopteri, Holocentriformes, Holocentridae. Gene Ontology annotation, biological process: negative regulation of microtubule depolymerization; neuron projection development; cytoplasmic microtubule organization. The record is from RefSeq and is a predicted model, not a curated record. Gene Ontology annotation, cellular component: microtubule minus-end. Bases 523 to 5073 code for a protein of 1516 amino acids. Gene Ontology annotation, molecular function: microtubule minus-end binding; spectrin binding; calmodulin binding.
CAGGAAAAGCGCAGAGGAGACGCCGCCGAGAUUGAAGGGGGAGAAGAAAACAGUUAUAAAAGAAGAAGAAAAACAUGGACAUUGACAGGCGUAGCUCCGCGCCUCUGACGCCAUCCCCUCGGCUUGGAUUUUAGUGUUCAGUGUGCCACAGGACUGGGAGCGGCGCAUCCCAUAUUCCACUAUGCUGGACAACCUGAGGAUAAUGCCAGCGAAUGGAGGAAAUCUUCGGAAACCCCACAAACGCUAAACUGCUCCGUGGCGGCAGGGUUUAGAGGAUUUUUAUCGGAGCUUCGGGACAUAAAACUGAGCGUGGUGCAGAUGUAACCGCGGUGCGCCCUUGGGUAUCGCCAACUCGCCGUCCUCCUCAAUAUCAGGCCACAUUCAAAGUUUUUUCAGGAGAAGGGGAAAUUUGGUGCAUUGAAUUCCUCUGGACGGGAUGUCAUCCGCUGCUAGGAGGAAUUCCUCAGGCUGACUGAUAUUCCAGUUGCAGUGUAACGGGAUCCUGAGAGUCCUGGGGUGAAGAUGGGUGAUGCGGCAGAGGAGAGGGGGAUGAGACGGACCUUCAUCGUCCCCGCGAUCAAGGCUUUCGAUCAUUACGACUUUACAAGGGCUAAAAUAUCAUGCAGCCUGACGUGGCUUGUGGCCAAAGCUUUCGGCUCGGAUGCGGUGCCAGAGGAGCUGGCCGAGCCUUUCUACAGGGACCAGUACAACCAGGAGCACCUGAAGCCGCCUGUGGCCUGCCUGCUCCAGUCUGCAGAGCUCUACUGCAGGGCGGGGAGCCUCAUCCUCCGCAGCGACGCCGUCAAACCCUUACUGGGACACAACGCUGUCAUCCAGGCCCUGGCCCAGAAAGGCCUGUACGUCACCGACCAGGACCGGCUGGUCACUGAGAGAGACCUGACCAGCACGCCCAUACACAUGAGCUCCCACCUGGCUCUGAUCGACACUCUGAUGAUGGCCUACACGGUGGAGAUGGUGAGUGUGGAGAGAGUGAUGGCCUGCAUCAACAGGUACUCCACAGCCGAGCCCUCGCACAGCGACGGACACCUCCAGGAGCUGCCUUACGACACCGAGGACGCAAUCACCACCUGGAUCAACAAGGUGAAUGAGCACCUGAGGGACAUCCUUGUUGAAGAGCAGAAGCUGAGAGAGGCCUUCUGCCAGGAGUCCAACAGCACAGCACACAAGGCUCGCUACAGGAGAGAGCAUGCCCAGCAGAGGAGCGCUCCCUCGCUCCCCCUGGUGGAGAACCUCCUGAAGGACAACACAGAUGGUUGUGCCCUGACCGCCCUGCUGCAUUUCUACUGCCCAAAAGCCUUCAGACUGGAAGAUAUCUGCCUGAAGGAGACCAUGUCUUUGGCGGACAGUCUGUACAACCUCCAGCUGGUACAGGACUUCUGCAGGGACAGCCUCAACCACUGCUGCCACUUCAGCCUGGAGGACAUGCUGUAUGCACACGCAUCCAUCAAGAGUAACUACCUGGUGUUUAUGGCUGAGCUCUUCUGGUGGUUUGAAGUCGUUAAACCCUCGUUUGUGCAGCCCAGAGUCUUCGACCCACACGUCUGCGAGGCUCUCCCGCCCUGUAGAAACAUGGCUCCUGUGUCCAGCCCAGUCAAACAGAGUUACGCAGACAGACCUGAGAGUCCAGAGAGCAUCCCUACUGAAGGUGUGAUGAAGAGAUCCACCUCUAUGUCCUAUGUGGAUGGCUGUGUGGGGACAUGGCCCAAAGAGAAGCGCUCCACAUCUCGAGGAAUCUCCUUUGAGAUUCCUCUGGAUGGAGACCCGACUGUCCUGCCCAGUGGGGGUCCAUCCCUCCGCGGCAUGACUCGUUCUGCUAGCACGGAUGGCCUUGGCUUCAAAGUUCACUAUGCACCACGAGGAGGCAUGAAGCGCCACCUCUCCCUCAUGCCUGUCAAUGUAAAUGGCCAGAGUGGGAGCCGGCACAUACCAGAGGAGGACGAGGAGUUCACCUCCCACAAAUCCCUGGGGCGCAGCAACACAUUCUCCGUCAAGAACCAAAGCAGACAUCUCCCUAGGUACUCCAAUGGAGUCAUCGCAGACAGCAACCACGACUCCACCAAUCACCACGGUAACCACAGUGGCCAUGUCAGCCCAUCAACGCCUCCGAGCAUUGAGGAGGCCCUGAAGAUUAUCCACGACACAGAGCGGCCCCAUGCUAGCUUGGGCCUAGGGGAUGGGGACAAUGGUUUCUUCCUCCAUUCCACAGACCCUCCAGAUCCUCCCGGGGCCCAAGGUCAAGGAGAUGACCCGGCUUCAGCUAAGGCCCGGCUGAAUGACAACGACCCCAACUCUGUCUCCACUGAGGAGGUAGACACAGGCAUCCAUGUGAGGACAGAGGACAUCCAAAGCUUGGAUGAGGACUCCUCAUCUCUGAGAGACUAUUCAGAUAUAGACCCAGACUGUGAGGCCAUGACCAGGUCAUGUCCUCUACCUGACCGGGUGGAGAGGGAGAGGUCGGGCAGGGAAGGAGGUGACACUAACCGUGCAGGCGAGAGGGGAGAAGGAAGUGAGAGGAGCAGCCCUUGUCCCAGUUCGGUGCCCACGCUCCCCAGAUCCCACACAGUCAGCCCUGUGUCAUCCUCUGGUGGCUCCGGAGGUGCCAUGGUCCGGAUGACAAGCUUUGCAGAGCAGAAAUUCAGAAAGCUGGAAGGAAGGAGCAGUGGAGGAACCACACCAGAGAGUUCAGAGCUCAACGUACCUUAUACACACCCCACAAGAACCAGUCCCUCUGAGAUUUCUGGCCCCCCUUUGCCAAUCACAUCUCCUUCUCCAGUCACGCCUUCCCCCAGAGACCCCUCUCACCUGCUGGCCUCAGAGAUGGUACAUCUGAAGAUGAAGCUGGAGGAGAAACGCAGAGCCAUCGAAGCUCAGAAGAAGAAGGUGGAGGCAGCUUUUACCCGUCAUCGCCAGAGGAUGGGCAGAACAGCCUUUCUGAAUGUAGUAAGGAGGAAAGGAGUCACUUCACCCCUUAGCCCCAGCCCAGGGGGAGCAGAAACACCUUCCCCAGAGCCGCUCACAUCCUCCAAGGACACCGGCGAGGGCAGCAUGGGCCGAGUGGAGCGGUGCAAGCCAGAUGGAGCAGCUCCCAAGUCUCCGUGUGAAGAUGGUGGAGGUGUGGCACCGGGGGAAAUUGAUCUUACAGAGUACACACGCUCCAUUGAGAGGCUGAACACAUCGCUGGGCUUCCUGCAGACAGAAAUGCAGCGUCUGGCCCAGCAGCAGGAGAAGAUCAUGGCCAUGAGAGAGCAGCAGCAACAAGCCUGGGUCAUUCCUGCUCCUGCUCCAUCUCCACACAGGCAGCUCCGUGAGCUACGUAGCAGCAGUGUUGCAGGUCGGGGAUCGGGCCGAAGCUCAGUGGGGUCCUUGUCCCCAAUUCUGUCCUCCUCUGGCUCACCCCGUGCUCCACAUCGUGCCCCUGCUGGCAUUAAGCGGCGGCCUGCCUCUUUCCACGCCAGGACACCCCGAACCCCACGGCCAAAUGAUCUGAAGGUCACUCCCUUCAGCCGGAUGCUCAAUACGCCAACCUCAGUGGACAGCCUACCCAGACUGAGGCGUUUCUCCCCCAGCCAGACCCAGAUCAGCUCUUUUGCUUACCUGGGCCAUGACGAGGGGCCGAACCAGACCCAGGACGACAAGGACAACCAAGAGAAGGAGAAGGACAAAGAAGAGACAGCUGCAAAGAAGAGUGCUGGCACUCCUCAGUCGCCUACUAAAGAAUCAGCCAAAGAGAAGGAGGGGGUGAGACAGGAGGAGAGGAGAGAGGCAAAGUUGAAGGAGGAGGUCAGACAGACAAGGCCGUCGGAGGUACUACGUCAGCCGGUGUCUGAGCUCCAGGGGGCCGGUGGCAGCCAGGUGAAGGCAGACCGUCAGGACAGGAAAGACCUUGUGAAAGUGCCUCUGUCCAGGCUGAAGCCUCCAAAUGGCCAGGAUCAGGAGAUGGCGGGAGAGGGAGAGGCAGGAGGAGACAUGUACGGAGAUGACCAAAAGAUGUGCUGUGGAUUCUUCUUUAAAGAUGAUGCAAAAGGGGAGGAGGACAUGGCGGCAAAGAGGGCAGCCCUGCUGGAGAAGAGGCUGAGGAGGGAGAAGGAGGCUCAAGAGAGGAAGCAACAGCAGGAGCUGGACCAGGAGCAGAAGAGGGAAGCUGCACGGCUGAAAGCAGAGGAGGAGCAGCAGAAGAAGGAGGAAGAGAAAGCGAGGAGAGAAUACAUCAAGAAUGAGUAUUUGAGGAGGAAGCAGCUCAAACUGAUGGAGGACAUGGAUGAUGUCAUCAAGCCCCGACCCGGGAGUCUCAAGAAGAAGCCACGCCCCAAAUCCAUCCACCGGGACGUCAUGGAGUCCCCUAAACCCCCUGUGAAAGCAACAGGGGUGCGUCCACGAGGAUUCUCAGUCUCCAGUGUGUCUUUAGCCUCUCUCAACUUGGCUGACAACGACAGCAACAAGAGGACCCCCAGAGGCAAUAAAGUAGCUUCAGGCCAUAUCUCUUUCUUUCUAAGCUCUCCCAAAGAGAGAAAGGGGAGGCCGGACUCUGCCGAGGGCUUUUCCUCCUGCCCGUCAGCUGGAAGUCGAAAUGGAGAGAAGGACUGGGAGAAUGAGUCGACCACCUCCUCCACUCCCUCCAACACUGAGUACACAGGACCCAAGCUGUACAAGGAACCCAGUGCCAAGUCUAACAAGCACAUCAUCCAGAAUGCCUUGGCUCACUGCUGCCUGGCUGGCAAGGUCAACGAAGGGCAGAAGAACAAGAUACUUGAUGAAAUGGAGAAGUCAGAGGCCAACAACUUCCUGGUGUUGUUCCGUGACGCGGGAUGCCAGUUCAGGUCUGUGUACACUUACUGCCCCGAGACCGAGGAGAUCACGAAACUGGCUGGCAUCGGACCCAAGAACAUCACGACCAAGAUGAUCGAGGGCCUGUACAAGUACAACUCGGACAGGAAGCAGUUCAGCCACAUCCCAGCAAAGACCAUGUCCGCCAGCGUGGACGCCAUCACCAUCGCCAGCCAUCUGUGGCAGACCAAGAAGCAGGGGACACCCAAGAAACUGCAGCCUAAGUAGUGCCACAUGUCCGGACUGCAUUUGGACAUGAUUCUCUGCCCUACUGUGGAGCAGAUAUAGAAGAAUUUGUGGAUAUUGUUUUUUGUUUUUUUUUUCAUUAAAGGAACACAUGGCCCCACUGGUAUCAUUCACAACUGGAAAGUAGAACAGAAGCUUCAACAUAAGGGCUUCAUCACAGACUUUAAUGUCGCGAUGCAGAACUGACUGUGACACUCGAGACUGUUUAAAUGGGGCACGUGUGUGUACUUGUCAGCAUGUGUAUCCAUGUUCUUGUGUGCCAAAAAAACAACAAAACAAAAAAGAAAGAAAAACAAAAUAGGCGGACCAAUGCCUUAUCUAGCUGAACCACUGAAGCACUGAAUGUCACUCCUCUGAAAGAGGCAGAGUUUGGUUUCCCUAAGUUGAUCAUGUGUGGCCUUAUGCUUGUUUUGUGUCAUGUGGAAGCGCCGUGAGUGUUCGUGUCAUUCUGUAAGCACCUGUCACAAAGUCGGUUGUGAUGCAGGAGAGAGGUUGUGUGUAACCACAGGUCUGGGAUCAGAUUACCCUCCCUCACUCCCUAAUCCCUUGAAGAAUGAACCGUCUGAUCUGGAAUCAGAUAGAGGCAGCAUGUUUGGAUGAGAGUUUUGCUGCUAUACAGGCAUGCUUUCCCAUGUGACUGAGAAACCGAACAGAUUUGUGUAAUGUGAGUGAAAUAGUGAAGUGCCAAGCAGAGUGAGGAAAAAUACCUCAGUUGUUGAUCGCCAUUACUUUCCGUCGGUGUAAAAUGAUGAGAUUGUUUAUUGAGUAUCAUCAAACCAAUUCUGGAAAGCACCUGCAACUGACUUUAUUUAUUUCAUUUUGAUAAUGCUACGGAGAUCUUUUAAAAAGCAUUUGAGAUUUUAUUCAGAGAAGCGUAAUAUACUAUAUGUCUAUAAGUUAAAUUAGUUUGUAUAUACUGGCUAUUCCAUUCAAAAUGAAUGAGUUGGCUUUUAGUAGCUUUUGAGUAGCUUUUUAUCAUUUAUCAUGUAUGCAUAUCAGUAUAUUGUUGUAUGGGGCCUUUUAUUGUACUACAAAUGCAAAAAGUGUGAUCACUCAGCAGUGUCAUUGAUACGACCAUCAUCGGUAGUAGAAUAGCCAGAAAUUCCACCCCAUGUCAUCAGUCUGUGCAAUCUAAAAAUAAGUUGAGUAAUUGUUAUCAUAAAGCAGUUGGAACGUACAGAUAUUCAACAUGUCACUUUAUUGUGGAUAUUGUCUUAACUAUUAGGUCCUAAUUACCCUCACAGCGGUCCACAGUUGUAAAUAAAAGUCUCAGUUCACCUGUGAUAGCACUUAUGACCCUGUCCACUGUAGUCGAGUCUAAUCACGAAAGAUAUUUCCACUCCAGUACUGUCAUGCUUGUUAUUUUACUUUUUUUCUCGUGUUCCUGUUUUUAUUAUGUGUUCCUUUAUUAUGUGUUCACGCUGUACAGAUAUAUUUUGGCAUAUAGAGGUAUUUUUUGUAUCCACAUGUACCAUUUGGAGGUGUUGAUUAAGCAGCACAAAUGUACAAGGAAAUAUGAUGAAAGCAAAGUGUAGCUGGGGAGGAUGGGCAGGCUCUAGGCAUGAAGUCUUCACUUCAGGCUUUAUUGUGGUAUAGUACAGUAUGAAAUUAUCAAACCCAAUAAGUAUAUUGAAUAAGUCAUACUAUUUUUUCCAACUCCGAAUUAGUUUUUCUUUUCAAUUUACUAGAUAUGCUCAAUAGUUCAUGGAUUUUUUUUUCUAUUCCUUUGAGCUUUAUUAAAAUGCCAGCUAUCAACAGUG